Molecule: messenger RNA, 3338 nt
Organism: Nymphaea colorata (pocket water lily)
Lineage: Eukaryota; Viridiplantae; Streptophyta; Magnoliopsida; Nymphaeales; Nymphaeaceae
Product: disease resistance protein Roq1-like
Exons: 4
Coding region: 1007-2977 (656 amino acids)
Biological process (GO): defense response
Molecular function (GO): ADP binding; protein binding
Source: RefSeq, a predicted model, not a curated record
AGGACGGCUCGUAUUUCCACAUUCGGCCACACCCGAUGUUCUCUUUCUGUUUCUGAUCAGUUGUGGCACGCUUUCUCAUUGUUUCUUUGGGAACAUUCUAAUCUAUUUCCCAAUCGGUCACAAUGGAGGGGGCUACCGAAGAGAAGGCGUCUGCUCUCAUGGUUGUGGUGUCGAUGGAACAGAGGCAUCCUGGCAAGCUUCUCAAGGAGACGAUGGACAGAAAUUUGAUGUUUUCUUAAGUUUUAGACGGGCUGACACUCGCAAGGGAUUCAUUGGCCAUCUUUAUGAUGCCUUGGUAACAAGGGGCAUCUCUACUUUCAUAACGUGAAUUUGGAGAAAGGUGAGAGCGUGAAUAACUUGUCUGGGUACAUAGAAAGGUCGAGGAUGUUUGUGGCCAUCAUCUCUAAAUGCUGAUUCCAAGUGGCGUUUGAGAGAGAUUACCAAGAUGGUGGAGUGCAGGAGGGCGGACCGAAGGAGGCUCAUCAUUCCUGUAUUCUUCGGUGUCGAACCUUCCGAUGUUGGGAAGCAGGAAGGUCAUUUUUUGCCAGCGUUCCAGAAGCAUGAAAAAAAUGAGAAGCUAAAGGAAGGGAUGAGGGACUGGAAGAAUGCUUUGCGUGAGGUUGGAAAGAUAUCGGGGUUCAACCUAAAGGAUGCAAAUGAGCACGAAGCAGAUCUUAUAACGUGCAUUUUGAAAAGGAUUAUGGAGGAAGUGAACCCUAAAUACCAGCUCAUGUGCGCCUAUCCUACAGAUCUUAAUUCUGGCGUAAAUGAGGUGAUCGAACGGUUGGAUAGGAAAGUUAGAAUGGUUGGGAUUUGUGGGAUAGGCGGCAUCGGGAAGACAACCCUUGCCAAAGCAGUCUACAACAGAUUAUUAAAGCAGCACAAUGAGAACUGUUCCAGCUUCGAGAAGUGCAGCUUCCUUGCAAAUGUCCGCGAAGUAUCAAAGUAGAACAGUGGAAUCGUUCGCUUGCAGGAGCAGCUGCUUCGUGAUGUCCUUAGAUUAGAAAUGCCAAUAAACGACAAGGACGACGGCAUCACCAAGAUCAGAAACAGAAUUGGAGACAUGAAAGUGCUUGUAGUUCUUGACGAUGUUGAUCAUAAAGACCAGCUCGAUGCGCUGGUCGGCAGCCAGUCAGGUUGGUUCAGUAGCGAAAGCAUAACCAUUGUCACUUGUAGAGAUGAAAGCAUCUUUAAGGGACGACAGAAAGUCAACUACAUGGUUCCGGAAUUGGAUCCUGCCCAAUCGCUUAAACUUUUCAGUCAGCAUGCAUUUAAGCAACCCGAGCCAAAAUCAGAUUGGAGAGGUGAAUUGUCGAAGAAAGUUGUGUCAAUUGCUGGUGGGAUACCUCUGUGCCUCCAAGUAUUUGGGAGCCUCUUCUCUGACAUUAAAUCCAUUGAAGGAUGGGAGUCGAAGCUGGAGCAAUUAAAACGGGAUCAAAAUGAAGAAGUCCAUGUUAGGUUAAAAAUAAGCUAUGACAGCCUUGAUACUAAAAAACAGCGGAUAUUCUUGGACAUAGCAUGUUUUCUUAUUGGUUGGGAGGAUUGGAUGCAAGUUUACCCAGGGGAAUUGGAGAGAUGGGAAGAGAGGAAACAAAAGAAAGAAUACGCAAUGCUCAUGUGGGAAGGUUCCAGACUUUACCCAACUGAUGCAAUUGAAGAGUUGCAGCGUAAAUUUCUAAUCAGCAUAAAUGAUGAGCAUGGCACAUUUGAAAUGCAUGAUCAAAUACGAGACAUGGGAAGAAAUAUUGUCCAGCAGGAGCCGGUGGCAACCAGGUUUUGGGAAAAUAACGAAACAUCGCAAAUGCUUCAACGAAGAAAGGGAACAGAGAAGGUUGAAGCCAUUAUUUUCCACCGUCACGUCGGGCAGCAUAAUAUUCCACCUUUGAACACGAUGUCUUUUAGAAACAUGGAUGAGCUGAGAAUACUUGAUACAAGCUGCGUCAGGAUGGAGGGCUCGUAUCAGGAUCUACCCAAAUCGUUGAAGUUCCUGAGGUGGUGGCAGUGUCCAUUGAAAUCAUUGCCGAUCAUCGACUUCGAUGUUAUGAACAUUGUAGUGCUCGACCUGACAGAGAGCAUCAUAGAGGAGUUUCUAGGUCCAAAUGUGACUAACUCGUGGUUUUUUCAUUACCUCCACCCCCAAGAGGUGAACUACUCGCGGACAUUCAGCCAAUUGAAAGUGCUUAUUCUCAAAAAUUGCAAGAACCUCAAGAGCUCCCCCGAUUUUAGGCUGAUUCCAAACGCAACCAAAUUGGUAUUUGAAGGGUGCACCAAGCUUGGUCGAGUCCACGAAUCGAUCGGCGAUCUCCAAAGGUUGGUGCGCUUGAACUUGGGAGACUGUCGUUCUCUAAAGAAAAUACCUGAUAGCAUCUGUCGCCUAAGUUCUUUGGAGAAGCUCGUCCUGAGCGGGUGUUGGUCACUGGGAGAACUCCCAGAAGAGAUUGGCAGGUUGACGUCUUUAAAGGUGCUCCAAUUAGGCCCAGGGGAUAUGCAAAGACUUCCGGAGUCUGUUGGCCUGUUGACAAACCUGCAGGAGUUGGAAGCCAUCCUUUGCACGGAUUUGAAGACCAUCCCAGACAUUUCAAAUUUGCAAGCCCUGAGACGUUUACGUCUGAGCGGAUGCUCACAGCUGAUGGAUGUUCCUGGCCUUAGCAAACUGAGAUGCCUAGAGUCCCUGCAACUCAACGGCUGUAAUGCACUAAGGGACAUGAAUGACAUGAUGAAGGAAGCGAAAUUCGAACAUUGCAAAUAUCUCAGCAUUCCUGGACAGCCGAUUGAUUAUUCCCGCUCCAAAUCCACAGGCGGAUGGGCAUGGUUGGUGACGGUAUCUUUUGCUCUCCCCAAUGUGCCCCGCCCAGGCAGGACUGGAGUUGUUGUUGAGGGCCGCGUGCCACGGUCUUAUACAGUAACCCAGGUUAAGGCCGAGAGGCAUGAUAGUUCUACGAUAAUCUUUGAAGAGGCAGAAAGUGAUGAGGCAUAGACUGAACCGGAAGAGGUGAUACGGAUCUCCCGUGGUGGAGCUCUCAUCCCUCGGAAGUUGGAGGAUGAUAAAGGGAAAGCAGUCAUUGUAAGAGAUGGGAAAGGAUACCGAAGGAUCGACGUCACGUUCGAGGCGAAAAGCGACUUUCAAGGUACUCGUUUCCGUAUCGACUUGUACGGGCUACGACCCUGAGAUCCAUGCAGUUUGCAUUUGGCUAUAUACAUAUGUCGAGUGUAUCAGUGGCAAACUUUGACACUGGUUUGCUGUUUGAUGGGGUGGGGGUAAAUUAAGGACAAUAUGCGUCUCAAUAUCAGCCUUAUUUUUCUUGUAGAAUUCAAUCAAUUAAUAUUUUUGAAAUAAA